AGGCCCGAUCCCGCGGUGUUCUUACCUCAGAAACCUCUGUGCCAUGCCACCCCAAGCCCAAGAGACCGAAGUCAACUACCCUCCCAAGAACGAACCCAGCCAUGGCCUCCAACUCCGCCGCCGCCAUCGUCACGCUUAACGUCGGCGGCGAGCUCUUCCAGACCACCGCCGCCACCCUCUCCCGCGCCGGUGCCUCCUCCCCAUUCUCCUCCCUUGGUCCCUCCUCCCCCUCGGACCCGCACUUCCUCGACCGCGACCCGCGCCUCUUCGAGCUCCUCCUCUCCUUCCUCCGGCGCGGCCGCCUCGCGUCCCCUCCCUCCGCGGCCCUCCUCGCCGAGGCGCUCCACUUCAAGCUCGAUGGCUCCCUCCUCGCCUCGCUCUCCCCCGCGUCCGCCUUCGCCCCGCUCUCGCUGCGCCCCUCCGCGCUCCUCCCCCUCACCGGCCGCGUCGCGCCCUCCGCCGUGGCGAUAUCUCCCUCGCCGCACCCGGCCUCCGUAGUCGCUGCGCACGGAGGAGUCGUCACCUGCUUCGACGCAGCGCUCGCCUCCCGUGCUAGCGUCCUCACACCGCUCCCCGCCGUCGACUCGCUCGUCGCGGUGUCCCCCGCCCUCGCCCUCGCGGGCGCCCGCGAUUUCCCCGGCGUCCACCUCUGCCGGUUUUCGGACGAUGCCCCCGCCGCCGCUGCUCCGGAGGUGCUUUCCUGGCCGGGCUCGACCUCCGCCACUGUGCUCGCGGUGGCGGCCACGGCGGCGUCAGGAGCACCAUCUCCUCCGUUGCUCUUCGCUAGCUUCGAGUCGGCGCGCCGGAACUCGAGCGCUGUGGUAGCCUUCGAUCUGAAUUCUUUGUCUCCCGUGGCGGAAAUCGGGCGGAAGGAGGUGUUCGGCGCGGACGUGGAGGCAGCGAUACCGGCGGCCAAGCUCGGGUGGCUCGGCGGGCACAGCCUCUUGCUCGCUGCCGGGUCGCACUCCGGCCCGGCCGGGGUGGUGGGGGACAUACGCCUCUGGGAUGUCCGAGCGAGCGCCACAGUUCCAGUGUGGGAGGUCAGGGAGAAGGAGGACUGCUUUGCUGAUGUCACUGCCUCUGAUGCGCUGUCGACGAUGUUCAAGGUUGGGGCCACGUCCGGCGAGGUGUUCAUGGCUGACUUGAGGAGGCUUGGUGGUGAUGACAUUGGGCUGGAGCCGUGGGUGUGCAUUGGAGACGGGCAGAGGGCAGCAGUGGCAGCAGCAUCUGGGAAGAAGGAAGGGAACGGCCAUAGGAUUGAGUGCCACUGCAAUUGGGUGUUUGUGGCACGCGGCGCAGAUGUGGAGGUGUGGAGUCAGGUGGAACUAGCAACAGAGGCCGGUGGGAAGAAGGUGAUGAGGAGGAAUUGGGUGGGGAGUGGACCAUCAGUGGCAAUGGCAGGCGGCGAGGAGGGAGUAAAGGAGAAGGCCAAGAUUGUGAGCUGGGCCUUUGGAGGCAGCAGGAUGGCAUUGGCCAGAGCUGAUAAGCAGUCCGUCGAGGUAUGGGAUAGUGCUCCGGCGGCAAUUUAUGUCAAGCCCUGAAAAGAGGAAGAAUACUGCAAAAGAGCUUGAAUCGAAGUUGUGAAAUAGCUGCAUCAGACUUCGUAGAUUGGCGCUUUUCACAGCAAGAUGUUAAGAUGUGUGAACUGUACCAUCGGUGCGUCGUCGCUGGAUACAUCUCUCGGCUCGGCUCGACUUAUGGACGUGCUGAACAGACAAAAGGAUGUUGGCUGGCUAGACUAGACAUGUGAUGGAAGACGGUUGUAACUAUAUCAAAGUAUCUGCAUGCCCAUUCAGAAAAGAAAAUCCGCAUGUAUAAACAAUAGCCUAUGAAUGUGGCUAAUAUGAUUGUGCCCUCUAGCUCACUGGUUUGUCGACUGAAAAGUAUAACUAAAUUAUUUUUCAUCCUAUUUUAUCUUUGCAUUUCA
Molecule: messenger RNA, 1927 nt
Organism: Phragmites australis (common reed)
Lineage: Eukaryota; Viridiplantae; Streptophyta; Magnoliopsida; Poales; Poaceae
Product: BTB/POZ domain-containing protein At5g41330-like
Exons: 2
Coding region: 102-1541 (479 amino acids)
Biological process (GO): protein homooligomerization
Molecular function (GO): protein binding
Source: RefSeq, a predicted model, not a curated record